CCAAACUUCGAAUCAGAGCAAGGUCUUCUAAUCGCUGUGCUGCAGUCUUGAGCUUUCCCUCGACCAAAAGACUCAAGCCUGCGUUCCCACAGCUGCUCCUACGCAUAUGCAACUACUCUUUGCGAUAACUCCCACUGCAGUUCCAGAAGAUGGCACCGAAGCGCCGCGCCGAUGGACCCCCAUCCUCAAGCGCACAUGCUCCCUCCACGUCUAACACCUUCAGCAACGUCGGUCCCUCGUCUGAUGUUUCCAAGCGCCUACGCUUUGCAACAAAGACCGCCACUUCCAAAGGGGUUUCGGGACUGGAAUUAGAUGCACCGCGCACCGCAGCGCACUAUGAUCGCGGCCUGCCCCAAGCGCGAGUUUCACAGGACGUCGAAGAUUACACCGGCGACAUCGAGCUAGAGGAGCAGGAUCGGAAGCGCGAACAGCAAGGCCGAAAAGGCAGGAUCAUAACAAAAAUGUCGGACUCGGAAUCCGAGGAUGAAGACGAUGGCGGUGGGUCAGGCAAUGCUGCAGUGGAUGACGGGGACGAUGACAUGUUUGCUGCGGACGAAGACAAAUCCAAAGAGGAUGCAAGUGGCAGAAAAAAAGGCAACAAUUACUUGAAGCUGGGUGAUAUCGAAGGCCAAGAAUUUGGGAAAAGGACACGGGCGCCAGAUAAGGAGAAGGCUGAUCUUGAAGCUGAGGCAGCCGAGAGUGAUGACGACAUACAAGACCUUGACCCCGACUUUGAGCUGGAGAGCAGCGAAGGCGAGGAAAAUAGCGACAGUGAAGACGAUAGCGGCGACGGUGACGGCGAAGAGGACAAGAAAGGUGUCGAAGGGUCAGGGAGUCAAACAAAAAUAGAAACACCAGUAGCCGGAGCGGAUGAGCCGAUCGUGAGGCUCAAGAAGCAGUCGAAGAUGAAGCUCAAGAAGGGCAUGGGCUACAAGAUUGAGAGCUUUAACAUGAAAGCCGAGAUGGAAGCUGGUCGUUUCGAUGAUGAGGGAAACUACAUCGCGAAUGCGAAAGAUCCACAUGCGGAGCAUGACAGCUGGCUGCAAGGAAAUUAUACCCGCAAGGCGAUCAAAGCGGCCAAGGAUGCCCAACGCAAACGAGACGCAGAGGAGAGAAGCAAGGCUCUGAAAGAGCAGGAGAUGGCACUGAGCUUACCGGAGCUGCAACAACGGCUUGUGGAACACAUGCAGCGUGGCGAGUCGGUGCUCGAAACUUUGCAGCGAUUAGGCAAGGAAGCAAAGAAGCACAAGCUCACGAACAAGAAUAAACAAAGCUGGCGCAAGAACAAAAGCAAUGGCAAAGGCAAGGAGAAGGAGAAGGCGGAAGAGUCCUCUGCUGCGAUGGACACGGAUGAGCAAAGGCCUUCAAUUGCAGUUCUACAAGCUUUUGAAGAUGUCACGGCUUAUUCAUCAUCCCUCAUGUCCGAGCACGGGCUCAUCAACAUAUACGACGAUACCUACGAGGGCCUCCUGCGAGCUGUAAAACGAAGCGGCAAGGUUCCAAGCGACUGGGAUCCGGCUUCUCAGAGACAGGAGCAGGUAUCUGGGGAAGCGGUGGAUGGGGCAGGCCCCAGUGUCGGUGAUUCGAGUGCGUCCUUAAUAGGUAUCCCCGGCCAAGCUUCUACAGGCGACGAUGCACGGAAAUUCCGAUACCGAUGGGCCCCGUCCUAUCUUGCAGAAACAGCGGAAGCUUCGGGACAGCAUGUCAAUCCCGAGAUUGAAAUGUUCGGACCAUUCCCGCUAUCGGACCUGAAAGUAUGGUCGCAGCAAGGCUAUUUCGGUUCGGCUAAUGAGCGGAUCUUACUUCAGGAGACAGGUGGCGAAGGUUGGAAGAACUGGGCAGAGACCCUCGGGCAUUCAUAAAUCAUGAAAUUUGAUACAAUCUGC
This is a messenger RNA of Tilletiaria anomala UBC 951, 1886 nucleotides long. RefSeq lists its product as uncharacterized. The transcript has a single exon. Gene Ontology annotation, molecular function: protein binding. The coding region runs from base 150 to 1862 and encodes 570 amino acids. NCBI's taxonomy places the organism in Eukaryota, Fungi, Basidiomycota, Exobasidiomycetes, Georgefischeriales, Tilletiariaceae. Gene Ontology annotation, cellular component: U5 snRNP. The record is from RefSeq and is a predicted model, not a curated record.